AUGAAGUCUGCCAGCAGACUAUUCUUCCUCUCUGUAUUUGCACUCUGGGGCUCUCCAGUCCAAUGCGAAAGCGCCCAAGAUGAUUGUGCGAUCUCCCCCAAGGCUAUUGUUUCCGACGCAUGCGCCUCCUACUCUACUCUCGAUAAACUGAACACCAAGGUCAAGCCACUAGUCGACGACCUCACGAGAUCGACCGACUUCUUCUCACACUACCGACUGAACCUGUUCCACAAGAAGUGCCCUUUCUGGAACGACGAAAAUGGCAUGUGCGGCAACAUCGCCUGCGCCGUAGAGACGCUCGACAAUGAGGAGGAUAUCCCCGAGGUCUGGAGGGCAAGCGAGCUCGGAAAGCUGGAAGGCCCCCUGGCGAAACACCCUCCUCGGAAAGUGCAGCAUGAGCGCCCCGAGCGGCCGCUACAAGGAAAGCUAGGCGAAGAGGUCGGCGAGAGCUGUGUUGUGGAAUACGACGACGAAUGCGACGAGCGAGACUACUGCGUCCCUGAAGACGAGAGCGCAAGCUCCAAGGGCGACUACGUGAGCCUCAUCCGCAAUCCCGAACGAUUCACCGGAUACGCUGGCAUGGGUGCUGCCCAAGUCUGGGACGCCAUCUACCGCGAGAACUGCUUCCAGAAAAGCUCGUUCCCGCACUCGGCAUCAUUGGGACAGUCGCAGAUCCCCCACAAGGGCCCCGCGGCACAGGAUUUCCGUCAGGUUCUCGAGGCAGUCGGGCGCCAGCAGGCCCUGGAUCAGAUGCGCGAGACGCAGCCUAAUGCUCCGUUUGCAGCCCAGACUGGUCUUGAGGCCGGUGACGAGUGCUUGGAGAAGCGCGUCUUCUAUCGUGUCAUCUCCGGCAUGCACGCGAGCAUUAGCACCCACCUCUGCUGGGAUUUCCUCAACCAGACCACCGGUGAAUGGCAGCCCAACGUGGCAUGCUACCGCGGCCGCCUUCACACUCACCCCGAGCGAAUCAGCAACCUCUAUUUCAACUACGCCCUCGUCACCCGCGCCGUCGCCAAACUCGGUCCCUACCUACAGGGCCGCGACUACACCUUCUGUUCAGGUGACAUCGAUCAGGAUGCCGCGACGCGAUCCAAGGUCCUCGAGGUCACCGAAGGAGCGGCGAGCGUGCCCCAAAUCUUUGACGAAGGCCUCAUGUUUAAGAACGGUGAGGGUCCGUCGCUGAAGGAGGACUUCCGCAACCGCUUCCGCAAUGUCAGCCGCGUCAUGGACUGCGUCGGCUGCGACAAAUGCCGCCUCUGGGGCAAGCUGCAGACCAACGGCUACGGCACCGCCCUCAAGGUCCUCUUUGAGUUCGACAACGCCAGCGAGGAUAUCCCCGUCCUGAAGCGCACCGAGCUGGUCGCGCUGUUCAACACGUAUGCCCGGAUCAGCAGCUCUCUCGCGGCCAUUAACAAGUUCCGCGCGAUGGUUGAUUCCGAGGAGGCCCUCGCCGCCGCGUCCGCUGCUGCGGCGGCCAAGUCUCCAAGCCCGAUCCCCGACCGGGCCAAGAAGCCGCACAAUGUGGUGACUUCACCAGACGCUGAGCCCAAGAAGGCCGAUCCCGAGGAGGAGUACUGCGAGGACGAGCCUAUAGAGGAAGACGCAUUGGCGGACAUGUUUGACGAAGAGUUUGGCCGCAUUUACAAGGCCCUCAAGUUUGUGGUCCGCCGGUGGAUCGAGGCUCCCAAGACUAUCUUCAAUGUUCUCCUUUUCGAGCUGCUGCGAUUAUACCAGUACUUUAUCGGUCUGCCCGUCACGCCUAGAACCUGGCACUUUGAGCGCCCGGCCGUAGAUGAGCUGUAG
Messenger RNA from Colletotrichum phormii, 1803 nucleotides. RefSeq names its product endoplasmic reticulum Oxidoreductin 1. Bases 1 to 1803 code for a protein of 600 amino acids. Gene Ontology annotation, cellular component: endoplasmic reticulum; endoplasmic reticulum membrane. Gene Ontology annotation, molecular function: FAD binding; protein-disulfide reductase activity; thiol oxidase activity. The record is from RefSeq and is a predicted model, not a curated record. Lineage: Eukaryota; Fungi; Ascomycota; Sordariomycetes; Glomerellales; Glomerellaceae. Gene Ontology annotation, biological process: protein folding in endoplasmic reticulum. The transcript is spliced from 3 exons.